AUGUGUUUCGCGCUCAAGGCGUCUUCCCCGGCUCCGUCGUUGAGCCACCCCAUGCGUCGCGGCACGGUGGCCGCGGUGGCGGUGCCUGCGCCGGGCAGGCCCGUAGUCAGAACAAUCGCCGCGGCGGCGGUGAUGUCGCUGGAACCGGCGGUGACUGUGCCCGCGCCCGCGCUUGCUGCCAGGCCCGCGGCCGGCAAGCGCGGCCUGUCGGUGGCAGAGGCCAUGUCUGGUGUCAGGGCGAAUGGCAAGACAGCGUUCAUCCCGUACAUCACCGCCGGCGACCCCGACCUGGCGACCACGGCGGAGGCGCUCAGGCUCCUCGACAGCCUCGGCGCCAACGUCAUCGAGCUCGGCUUGCCCUGCUCUAACCCCUCCGCCGACGGGCCGGUGAUCCAGGCAUCAGCUGCGCGUGCGUUGGCGGCCGGCGCGACCACGGACGCCGUGCUGUCGAUGCUGAAGGAGGUGACGCCGGAGCUCUCCUGCCCCGUGGUCAUCUUCUCUUACUUCAACCCUAUCGUGCGCCGUGGGACGGGGAGUUUCGCCGCGGCUGCCAAAGAAGCCGGUGUGAAAGGCAUUAUCAUACCCGACCUUCCAUACGACGAGAUGCAUGCUUUCAGGAAAGAAGCCAUCAAGAACAAACUAGAGCUGAUCCUCCUUACAACACCAGCUACGCCAUCAGAGAGGAUGAAAGAAAUCACAAGAGCUUCGGAAGGGUUUGUUUACCUUGUAAGUGUCGUUGGUGUUACAGGAGCCAGGGCGACCAUAAAUCCAUGUGUGAAGAAUCUUCUUCAGGAGAUUAGGCAGGUCACAGACAAGGCAGUGGCGGUCGGCUUUGGCAUAUCGACAUCGGAACAUGUUAACCAGAUUGCCGAGUGGGGUGCAGAUGGAGUGAUCAUUGGAAGUGCAAUGGUGAAACAGUUGGGUGAAGCAAAUUCUCCAAGAGAAGGACUAAAGAGGCUCGAUGUAUAUGCCAGAAGUUUGAAGAAUGCACUCCCAUGAUAUGCAAUUAAAAUAGUUAAUUAUUUAGCGUGGCGAGCCAUCAUGAUGGUCAAAAUUUAAACCGGUAGAAGGUAGAAGGUAUUUGUCAAUUUUGUGUGGCAAAAAGAGACUAGUGUUUACUUUUAUAGUUAGUGUUUGCAUUUUCUUUUGUUUCUUUGUUGUGUUUAAUCAGGAGUGUUAUUAUCGAGGGAAUAAAAUAAUUACAAUGCGAUGUUUUGGUGGGCUUGCUACCCUUGAAACAUACCUGGCCAAACAGGCCGGCCCGGCCGUAAAUGGCACGGCAUGGCCCGUCCAGGCACGAAUAUUAGCUGGGCAGUGCCGUGCCAGCCCAU
Hordeum vulgare subsp. vulgare (domesticated barley) is the source of this 1331-nucleotide messenger RNA. RefSeq names its product tryptophan synthase alpha chain-like. Gene Ontology annotation, molecular function: tryptophan synthase activity. Gene Ontology annotation, cellular component: chloroplast; cytosol. Lineage: Eukaryota; Viridiplantae; Streptophyta; Magnoliopsida; Poales; Poaceae. The coding region runs from base 1 to 999 and encodes 332 amino acids. The transcript has 7 exons. Gene Ontology annotation, biological process: L-tryptophan biosynthetic process. The record is from RefSeq and is a predicted model, not a curated record.